Oxyura jamaicensis (ruddy duck) is the source of this 2346-nucleotide messenger RNA. It is a transcript of the gene PARVG, whose product is annotated as parvin gamma. Gene Ontology annotation, cellular component: cytoplasm; actin cytoskeleton; focal adhesion. Gene Ontology annotation, molecular function: actin binding. The record is from RefSeq and is a predicted model, not a curated record. The transcript is spliced from 13 exons. Gene Ontology annotation, biological process: establishment or maintenance of cell polarity; substrate adhesion-dependent cell spreading; actin cytoskeleton organization. NCBI's taxonomy places the organism in Eukaryota, Metazoa, Chordata, Aves, Anseriformes, Anatidae. The coding region runs from base 262 to 1230 and encodes 322 amino acids.
CAAGCACACAGACAGUGAAGUUCCGGAUGCAACUCUGGUUUCAUUUUUGAGUGCAGUCAGUACUGUGUGGUGCAACUUCCCCUGCACACAGUGUGUGUGCUUUAUGCUGCUCUGCACGGGAGCUGCAGCUUCAGCAUGGAGCCGAGCCUCGGGGGCAGCCUCAGCUCCUGGUAAAUUGCAUCCCACUUGCUGUGAGAAGAUCUGCAAAGAGCUGCCAGAAAAUUACUGAAGGAGAGAAUAUUUACCAGGAGUGAAAAUACAAUGGAUCCAGACAUCUUAAAUGUGUUUACACAGCCUCCUACCCUUAAUCAAUUCCUUGUUGAGAAUGCCAUCACUCCAGGAGAGAAGAAGAAACUCAUAAAACCCACUGCAAGCAUCAAUCCCAAAUUGGAGGAGUUAAAACUGUUAUUGAUUGACUGGAUUAACACAACUCUGAAACAGGAGCACAUAGUAGUUAAAAGUUUGGAAGAAGAUCUGUACGAUGGACUGGUACUUCAUCAUCUCUUUGAAAAACUAGGAUCUCUCAAGCUGGAUGUUGACAAGAUCGCAUUAACAGAAAAAAAGCAGCGGCAGAAACUCUCCGUGAUUCUGGAAGCUAUGGAUAAGUGUUUGCAACUGGAUGAAAGUCAGCUGAAAUGGAGUGUGGAAUCUAUCUUAACAAAGGACUUACUGAGCACCCUGCAUCUUCUGGUCGCAAUAGUAAAGCACUUCCAACCCAGUCUGGCUAUUCCUCCAAAUGUUCGAGUGGAAACAAUCACCAUUGAGAACACCUCCAAAGGAUUAAAGACAACAAGUGCAGUGGAAUAUAUCACAGGAAGCAAAGAAAAUUUAGAAGAGCAGUCAACAGGUGAUGCCUUUGAUGAAUUAUUUAGCCGUGCUCCAGAUAGACUGGAUGGUGUGAAAAAGGUAUUUUUGCAAUUCGUCAACCAGCAUGUUGGAAAAUUAGGAUUAAAUGUGAAAGACAUGGAAUCUCAGUUUGCAGAUGGUGUUAUCUUACUGCUGUUAAUUGGACAACUGGAGGGUUACUUUCUGAAUUUAAAGGAUUUCUUCCUGACUCCAGCUAGCACCGCAGAGAUGCUUCACAACGUUAACCUUGCAUUGGAUUUGCUGACAGAUGGAGGUCUUCUAAAUUUUUCUGUGAACUCUGAAGAUAUUGUGAAAGGAGAUAUGAAGUCUACAAUGCAGAUUCUGUAUUGCUUGUAUUCCAAAUACAAGACUAAAGAGACAUGAAGAGCAAGACUAAGAACUUGGAUGCUGUUUGCCAUUGUGCGUGCACUUGUGUUUGACACUUGCUGCAUUAAUAUUGCAUGUUCAAAUAUGUAUUUGUGCAAGGUUUCACACAUCCUGAAUAACUGGAAGUUAGUGCAUGUCCAGGGCCAGUGAACUGUGUAGUUCUGUGUCUGUAGCUCUUUGUCUCCCUCUCUUGUUCUUUCUGAGACUCCCUAAUGCUGCAAAGUGUAACACAUGCUUGUAAAAGAUUCUGGAUUCUUCACUUCUGAAAAUGAAUAUGAAAGAUGUUAUUACAACCCCCGUGUGUUUCUGCUUCUGGUUUGCUCUGGAAAUGGGAGAAGGGGAUAACCAACCAUGACAUCUCCCAGAAGAUUACAGAUACUAUGAAAGUUCAGAUUCAAAAACUUAUUGACACAGGUGGCCAGCUGUUCUCAGACAGGAGACUGUGGAUUGGACACCAGAUGAAUAGGUAGCCAAAAUGAAAUCAUAACUUACCAAAGUCUUUGAUAAAAGUUUCAUCACUUGCUCACUCAAAUCUGGAAAAGGGACCUACGAUAACAUGCCGAUGUAAGACUAGUAACAGAAGGGUCACCUGCACAGCUAUGGAAAGAUGCCCUGAUUUUCUUGCUAAGCUAAUGCCAAACUGGUCAGCUUCAGCCUGUUGCAGCCCUAGUGUAACAUGCGACUAGCGAAAAUGUUGAUGUCAAGCAUGUUACGGGAGAGACUGACCUGACUGCAUUUCCCUCCAGACGGAGGUGGACAGAACCUGGCUUGGCUUACUCUGCAGCUGGUAGAAGAGGGAAGCAUUGAUUGAAGUAACAAAACUCAGCUUCUGCCACUUCCGACAGCAUAGUCAUGAUGCGGGGGCUCUCAAACUCUUGUGGGACUUUCUUAGCUGCAUUUGUCCAGCAAACGUCCUCACGCAACGCAGCAGGCCCCCCUGGAUGCAGCUAGCUAACCACAGUUCAUGUCAAUUGUCACCCUUGCUCUUUCUCUGAGGUUUUAAAUCUGAACUCCUUCAAAACCUUCAUCAGUUCCUUUGACCUUAAAAUUAUGUCAUGUUUGUGUUACAUAAAGCUUGGGAUUUGAUUAAAAAACAAAAAAGUUUUUAUAUUA